AGUAAAAAAUCCUGCCAUCCUUCCACUUUGGCCCUGCUGUAGUUCCAUCAAGGAAGAUACUAGUAUGGUAACUUUUACUUGCCUGCUUAUUGAACAUGGCACACAGUCUUUGAAAAUCACGUGGGAACCUGAUAAUCCAGAAACACAAAAGGAGUGGACUGGAAUGGUAGGGGAAAGCAGUAAACUGGAACGGUACACAACAAGCCAACUCACCGUCUCUUCCUCCAGCUCCUCCGAACAUCAAUACAAAUGCUUUGUAAAAGAUAAGAAUGAUCUUCCCCCGGUACUCUUCACAAACAAACAUUGCUUUUUGCAACCUCUGAAACCCGUUGAUGUUCAGAUCUUAACCCCCAGUUGUGGCAAAGAGAGCUCAGUGGUCAAUGUGGAGCUGGUCUGCUUCCUGAGGAGCCUGAGUGGUGGAAAAGCCGAGGUGGAAUGGCUGAAGAAUGGAGUACAGGUGCAAGAGAAAGAAGAGGUGGUAUUGAGAUCCGUUGUAGGGAAGGGCAGUGGUUACUCCAGUUUCACCCAACUGAACAUCAGCAGAGAGAGUUGGGACAAAGGGGACCUCUAUACCUGUAAAGUGACGCGCCCGCCAGGCAGUCAAAACAUCACAAUGCACAAUGCCAGCAAAUGUCAAGUGUGCUACAGUUGCACGCAUCAACCCACCAUGUUUUUCACCAAGCCAUCUUACAAAAGCCUGCUUGAUAGGUCAGCCAUCCUGGUCUGCACCGUGGUCUCUCCUAACCUUGUGAGUGCUCAGAUCACUUGGCUUGUGGACAACAAGCCCAGCACGGAUGCUGCGAAUGAGAUGGUGACGAUGGACACUUAUGGAAGUCAGAUGUUGAGAAGCAACCACUCGGUGUCUUUGGAGCAGUGGACCAAGGGCACCAUCUUCACCUGUAAAGUAAGCGGGAGCUGCUUUGAAGAACACCAAAAGGACAUCACCCUCAAGAAGGCUACUCAAAUGCAAGCGCCCUCCGUCAUCAUUUCCCGCGCCCCUCUAGAGAUUUCCCUUGAGAGCACCACGGCCCUCAUUCUCAUCUGUGAUGUGAGCGGAUUUUCCCCAGCGGAGAUUAGCAUCUCGUGGGAAAGGAAUAAUGUAUCCCUGAAUGAAAAGUUGUACGAUAAUGGAAUGGCCACCAAGACGGCCAAGGGAUAUUCCAUGUACAGCAUUUUGAAAAUCAGCCGAGAUGAACCAGGAGGAAAAGGAGGCAGCUACUGCUGUAUAGUCCACCAUCCCGCUUCUCCAACACCCCUUGUGGCCUAUGAAAAGGUACCCAUUGAUUUCAUGAACCCUCGAGCACCUACAGUGGAACUCCUGCAGUCCGUAGAUCGGGAGAAGGUGGUGUUGAAAUGCAUCGCAACUAAUUACAGGCCCCCCAGGGUCGCCAUCACAUGGGUGGGUGGCCCGCAAAAUAAGAAGGAAGACGUUGUGGAACAGAGGAUGGCAGAUGGAACCUACUGGGCCAGCAGCCAACUCACCAUCCCCCUCUCCCAAUGGCAAGAAAUGGACAACAAGACUUGUGAGGUGGUACACCAACCAACGAGCACGAAAAAAAGCCAGAUGAUUUCCAGAAAAGACUGGGUUAUGACUCCCACGGCUCUCGUGGUGACUCUGAAUGCCCACCCACUCUGUCCAAGUUUAGGAACCAUCAGGAGUGUGACCUUAGUCUGUUCCAUCUAUAGCUCCUCCCGAGAGGACAUCCAAGUCACCUGGCAACCAGAUGGGAAAUUUCGAACAUCACCGAAGGUUCGGUCAAACAGUGUCCAGUUCUACACUAGUAGCAACCUCACAGUAUCCCUGCAGGAAUGGAACAAGCUAAAAGAAUAUACCUGCAAAGUAACUCAAGGUGGAAGAAAUCACACAGAAACAAGAACUAUCAGCAAGUGCAAAGCCUGUAAGAACAGUGUGCCACCUCCCACAAUGUAUCUACUCAAGCCACCCCUCGAGAGACUCUUCGUUCAAAACAGAGCUAUCUUGUCUUGCCUUGUGGUGGGCUAUGAACUGGAGAAUGUCAUCCUCACCUGGACGAUGGGCGGACUGAACCUCACCACGAAUGCCACCACGGAAAAAAUCAAGAGGCACCCAAAUCGGACCCAAAGUUUCCAAAGCCAACUUAACCUCACCGCUCAGAACUGGGAUGCUGGAAAGAAAAUCGAAUGCCUCGUUACUCAUAUCUGCACGCUUUUCCCUCAGGUGAAGCAGAGCAUCCAAAAAAGCUCAGAUGCCAGCCAAGCACCUUCUCUCUCUUUAGUCCUUCCGCCACCAUCACAACUGACACAACCUAUUUCCCAAGCUGCUGGUUGGUUGGCUUGUGUGAUCCAUGGCUUCUCUCCAUCUGAGAUACUCGUCACAUGGAAGAAGGGCAACAGAAGUCUAGAAGCCUCUGAGUAUAUCACAGGCCCAUCCAUACUUGAAACUGGGAAGUCCACUUUUUCUACUCAAAGCCUCCUGAAAAUCCCAGCAUCUGAAUGGGAGAAUAGAGUCAUGUAUAGCUGCCUGGUGGGGCAUGAAUCCCUAACUAUCAUGAAGAGCAUCAGUAAAUAUCUGUACGAUUUCCCCAAUCCCACUUCUCCGCGAGUAAUGGCAUUCCACACCUUUGAGGACAAUGGCUAUCCAAAACUUGUCUGCUUGGCUGCCAGCUUCUACCCCAAAACCAUCGACAUUCAGUGGAGCACCAAAGGAGAGAAACUCAGCUCCAUUCCAAACUGUUCACCUCUGGUGCUCCUCCCUGAUGGGACGUUCCAGAAGUACUGUAGUCUGACCAUCAGUGCAGAAGACAAGCACAAUCCACAAACAUACACAUGCACCGUGAAUCACCAUGCGACCAACACUAAGAAAGACGUGCAUAUUUCCGGAACAGUGACAUCUCUGAGCAAUAUGGAAGUGAUCAGGAUGCAGUUGCCAUCUUUCAAAGAGCUCUUCACAAACAGGAGUGCGGCUCUAACCUGCAUGAUGUCCCUCACGAACGCCAGUGCCAAUGCCACCUUCAACUGGGCCAUGGAUGGCAAACCAGCCAACAAUAAUUCAGUGACAAACGAAGUCUUCCAAGAAACCAAUGACACUUUUUUGACCUAUGGCCGACUGGAGGUGAAUCUGAGUGAAUGGAUCAAUACCACACAAUUCACCUGCAGCAUCCAGAGUGGCCUAGGAGAAACAGAGACGAAGCAUUUUGUCCGAAGGAAUGGGACUGUGAGACCCCCCAAAGUGGAUCUCCAGCGUCAGUCGUCCAGCGAAAACUUCAACGUAACCCUCCUGUGCAUUGCAAAAGAUUUCUAUCCAGAUGAAAUCUUUCUCAAGUGGGAAGAAGAGAACCAAGAGAUGUCCUUCAAGGGCUACGAUGCCCACAGCAUGAAGUGUGACCAUGAGAAACAAACAUGCUCCUUGUUGAGCAUGCUCGAAGUCCCCACCAGCAAAUGGAUGACGGGAGCCUCCUACAGAUGCCUUGUAGCUCAUGUCUCUUCUGAAAACCUAAUCGCUAGAACAACUAAUUUCUUAACUGAUUCCUGGGACUGUAGCCUCAUGGGAGCUGCUUUCUGCGAUAUCCGCAACGAAAGCGAGGAUGAAUACAGCGAGCUGGAAGAAGCCAAUGGUGUCUGGAAUAAAGUUUUCACCUUCAUUGUUCUCUUCAUCAUAGCCAUAUUUUACGGUGGCCUAGUCACUUUCAUCAAGGUGAAAUAACCCCCACCCUCACCCUUUUCCUAUCGAUGAAGCGCACCUCAAACGGGACCCCACCUUUUCCCCUCCAUCACCCAUGUCUCUCGUUCAUCCUUCCUGACCACUGUUCUGAGCUACGUGCUUCAUGGAAAGUCACAGCUAAGCAUUAAAUGUCACCAAAACGAUCCACUUCCACGCAUACCCGUCUCUGAUUUGGCCACCUUAACAAUAACAGGAAGAAACCAGUUGGCUCUCUGCAUGGAAGAAAAAGUUCUAGGAAACAAAGGAAGUGUAAUAUUGUUACCCAAAUGUUCACAAACGCUAAGAAACUCAUGAAGGGUGCACAAAUAGCAAAUUUGUCAGGGUUCCAAGUAACACACCCAAUGAAAGAAGACUCUGUUCCAUGUUAUUACAGUAUUUUCAUAAUAUAAGAUGCACUGGAGUAUAAGACGCACCAAGAUUUUGAAGAGUCAUAUUUUAAAAAAGG
Messenger RNA from Thamnophis elegans (Western terrestrial garter snake), 4145 nucleotides. RefSeq lists its product as uncharacterized. Bases 65 to 3682 code for a protein of 1205 amino acids. Lineage: Eukaryota; Metazoa; Chordata; Lepidosauria; Squamata; Natricidae. The transcript is spliced from 13 exons. The record is from RefSeq and is a predicted model, not a curated record.